Molecule: messenger RNA, 1321 nt
Organism: Nasonia vitripennis (jewel wasp)
Lineage: Eukaryota; Metazoa; Arthropoda; Insecta; Hymenoptera; Pteromalidae
Product: ankyrin repeat family A protein 2
Exons: 5
Coding region: 499-1299 (266 amino acids)
Cellular component (GO): cytoplasm; nucleus
Molecular function (GO): protein binding
Source: RefSeq, a predicted model, not a curated record
AACUUCGCCCUGAACGAAUGGUCGGUGAUCAAAUAGCCUAGUCCAAAUCUCACCAGUGUCUGCGUAACCGCAAGCGACGGGAAAAAACAAAAUGAUUAUUACAACAAAAAAAAGAAGAUAAUCGUGAAUGCAAUUAAAUAGUCAACUUUGCGCUUAGGAUUCAAUUAAACAUCGAAACUAAUCUAAGAGCUACUCUACUGAUGCUCGCACCUUUUAUGACGGACGCCAUGUUUGUUGUUGGAAAACACAUGACCCGCACCUUCUGACACGUUCGUAAACACCCCACCUACGCCUGUCGCUGUUGCUGCAGUUGUUCGGCAUCGCAAAUUUUACGCAACUGCAUCAUGAGCCGAAAAAUUCGAAUUCUAGAUCCGUAUCGUGCUUCGAGUUUUGAAAUUUAGUGCAAAUGUGGAACAUUGAGUGCGGACAAAAAGAAAUCUUGAAUUGUAACCUUAAUCAAUGCACUCCAAAACAUAAGUUGAAUCAUCCCUUGUCAGCAUGAAGGAGGAAUACGAGUUUACUGAUGAGUUUCCUCAAAGUCCUAAGGAAAGCAAAAGCGGAAUUUUGUCUAGUAGCUCGGACUUGCCUAUAGGCAUCCGACCUCGUCCUGUUAUUUGCAAACCUGGUAAUGUAAAUGUUACCUGCAAAUCGGAGCCCAUCGAAACUAAAAGACCCUGGGCACCAGGAGCUUGGCAGGAUGCCACUCGAACUAGUGCAUUUCAGCCUUAUAAGCCUCCUACACUGUUGACAAAUUUACAAAGAGGUAACACACAAACUGAAAUUCCUUUAGCUUAUGGAGGUGGAGAUGUGACUUUUUAUACAUUAGCAGGUCAGGGUGAACUUACAGCUGACAAUAUUCAUGCAGCAACUGUAGAUACACCAGAUGAAAAUGGUCUUACUGGACUUAUGUGGGCAGCUGGUUAUGGCCAAUUAAAUAGUGCAACACUUCUACUAGAGAAUGGGGCAGAUAAAAACUACAAAGGAUCUCAUGGUCAAUCACCUUUGCAUCUAGCUGCAGCUUAUGGACAUCAUGAUGUUGUAAAAUUGCUCUUGAAUUAUGGUGCUGAUCCUAAUGCAAGUGAAGAUGAGGGAAACACACCUUUGAUUUAUGGAGCACAAGGUGAUCAUCCACACGUUUGUUAUGAACUUUUGACAAGAGGUGCAGAUAUAACAGUGACUAAUGCCAAUGGACUUAAUGCUUACAAAGCAGCUAUACUCAAAAAUGCAUCAACAGCUAAAGCAGUAAUUGAAAAUUUUCUUGUACAAAAAAUUGUGAACUUAUCACCAGAUAUAUUUUAGUAAUAAAUAAUGUUAAUACAAA